Stegodyphus dumicola is the source of this 913-nucleotide messenger RNA. RefSeq lists its product as uncharacterized. Gene Ontology annotation, molecular function: protein binding. Gene Ontology annotation, cellular component: nucleus. The record is from RefSeq and is a predicted model, not a curated record. NCBI's taxonomy places the organism in Eukaryota, Metazoa, Arthropoda, Arachnida, Araneae, Eresidae.
UACAUUUUGUUAUGUAAAGUUAAAGUGUAUGUAUUUCUGAUUUUAUGAAUUCUAUUUAUUCCAGAUACUGGAAAACUGUUUUCACCUUUAACUUCUCAGAAAAAGAUAAACGCAAUUUUACACUUCUGCAUCAAAAAGUGAGCCGACCAGAAGGUUUUUUUGGUGAUAGCGAUGAAUGCUUAAGUAUUCUGACAGCCAUUGAAGAUGUUUUCUGCCAAAUUAAGAGAAGAUGGCCUUUAAUUACUGUAUGCAUUGAAAAGAUACAAGAUCUAAGAGCUACAUGUGCAGACUUAUUUCAGAAAAAGAGAGAAAUUGAGAAUUCCAUUUCUAACACUGAAUAUCAGAAUGUCCUAAAUGCUUUUGACUUCAACUGGAUUAUUAUAAAUCGACUGUGUGGAAUGGUCAUGGAUUUCUGCCAAAUACCUCAUGAUUUUGACUAUGCGAAGCCAGAUGUGUUGCCUCCAGCAGCUGAUUUUUCUCGAUUAAUGUGCAAUCUGUAUCCUGCUGUUCAACAAUUGAAACAAAUAAUGUCCAGUAUGUUUGAAGCACUUCAGAAGUCGACUCCAACAAAGAAAAUAUUCAUUAAACUUCACAAAUGUUUGAAAGAUUUCAUUCCAUCACUGGAAAUCGAGACUGACUUUCCAACUUUGCCUCAUUUCACACAAAGAGCCCUCCAAAAUUUCUGUUUGUCACCAAAUAACAGGCAGUUGAUUGAGAAUGGUUACAAGCAAUUGGAAAUUUUUAAUACAAAACUACAUGAAGCAUUAGGUGUCAUGAUGGCUUUAAAACAGAACAGAGCACCUGGAUUAAUGCAACUCGAAUAGCAAAUCAUUCUGUAAAUCAUAUAUGUAUAUGGAGCAUUUUUAUAUGUUAUUUCAUGUUAAUCGCUUUAUUAAAUGUAAAUGUUUUUGUA